This is a messenger RNA of Melospiza melodia melodia, 908 nucleotides long. RefSeq names its product OVCA2 serine hydrolase domain containing (gene OVCA2). Gene Ontology annotation, cellular component: nucleus; cytoplasm. Gene Ontology annotation, molecular function: hydrolase activity. The record is from RefSeq and is a predicted model, not a curated record. Gene Ontology annotation, biological process: response to retinoic acid. Lineage: Eukaryota; Metazoa; Chordata; Aves; Passeriformes; Passerellidae. The transcript has a single exon. Bases 16 to 717 code for a protein of 233 amino acids.
UGCCGGGGCGCGGCCAUGGCGGAGGCGCGGCCGCUGCGGCUGCUGGCGCUGCACGGGUACCGGCAGAGCGCCUGCCGCCUCCGCCAGCGCACCGGCGCGCUCCGCAAGGCCCUGCGCGGCCGCGCCGAGCUGGUGCCCAUCGACGCGCCGCACCGCCUGCCCGCCAGCGCUGAGGACGACCCCGACGGGGAUGACCCCCCCCGCGGCUGGUGGUUCUCCGGGCCCGGCACGUUCGAGGCGGGCGAAGCGGCCGCGGCUCCGGCGGGGCUGGAGGAGUCGCUGUCGGCCGUGGCGGCGGCGCUGGCGGAGCACGGGCCCUUCGACGGGCUGCUGGGCUUCAGCCAGGGCGCGGCGCUGGCCGCCAUGGUGUGCGCGCUGCGGGCCCGCGGCGACCCGCGCUUCCCGGUGGCCUUCGCCGUGCUGGUGGCCGCGUUCGCCAGCCGCGCCCCGGCACACGGACACUUCUACCGGGAGCCCAUCGCCCUGCCCUCGCUGCACGUCGUGGGCGACACGGACGCCGUGAUCGCAGCGGCGCUGAGCAGGGAGCUGGCGCAGUGCUUCGUGGAGCCCGUGGUGCUCUCGCACCCCGGCGGGCACUUCAUCCCCGCGGCUGCGGCGCAGAAGAAAGCCUACCUGGAAUUCCUGGAACGCUUCUGCCCCGGGCAGGGCCAGGCCGAGCGCCCAGAGGCUGGGGAGGCUCGAGAAGGGGCUCUGUAAUAAAGAAGGGCUCUGGUGAGCCAUGUGCAGCCACCCAUCCUGUGAAACUUCACUGUUUCCGUGCCUCCAGAGGGACCAGAGAACAGCUCACUGCUCUUCAGUGUUCACCCAGGCCAGGCUCAAUGGUUCUUUUAUCUCCCUUUUUUUCAGCUUUGUUGUAUACAUCAGUAUAAAAUAUAUAUGUAUAUAUA